Messenger RNA from Panicum virgatum (switchgrass), 3552 nucleotides. RefSeq names its product disease resistance protein RPM1-like. The transcript is spliced from 3 exons. Gene Ontology annotation, biological process: defense response to other organism. The record is from RefSeq and is a predicted model, not a curated record. Lineage: Eukaryota; Viridiplantae; Streptophyta; Magnoliopsida; Poales; Poaceae. Bases 550 to 3264 code for a protein of 904 amino acids. Gene Ontology annotation, molecular function: ADP binding.
GAAGGUUCACCGAAAAUACACCCUCUGUUUCCAGUGUAUAUUUUGCUCUGUUUUGUCUGAUGGUGACUGAUCAAGUUUGUCUCCGCUUCAAUGAUACUCAUCGGAUUCGUUCCACAGACGUGGGGCCGCCUCUCCUGUCAGUAUGUGCCCUACCGGACAGUAGGCCAGGCCGUGUGGACCUGGCCAAAGUCUUAGUCUUCUUGGACGACUUCAGGUCUCCUCCUAUAGCAAGUCUCCUUGGUCCUUGCUUAGUUGCUUGCAUCUCUUAAGCUCCAAGCAAGUCCAGAUCUCCUCUCACCAGCGCACUCCAUUGCGAUUGUUGCAGCUCCAACCAAGCAUAAGCAGCUCAAACACCACACCACACCACUCGGUCUCUGCUGCUGCUCUUGGAUGGACUAGCUCACGAAAGGCGUCUGGCUGCCCGGAUCCUGUCAAGGGUUCAGCUCAGGCCUGGAAUUUCUGCAGGGUUCAGCUCAGGCCUUUUGGACUCUUUCCUUUAUGUGUCAGGGGUUGUAGCAGAGUUACAAGCUCCAAUCACCAGCAGCAGAAAUGGCGGAGGCCUUACUCCAUACUGUUUCAAAGAUAGGUUCCACCUUAGCGGAGGAAACCACGAAGGCCGUCAUUGCCAAGUUAUCUGAGAAAGUUAAGAAUCUGAAGGAAUUACCAGAGAAAGUCGAGGAAAUAGGGAAUGAAUUUAAGGCGAUGAGCAAUGUCAUAAAACAGUUUAGUACACCAAGUCUUACAAACGAGCUUGUUAAGGAUUGGAUUGGCGAGGUGCGGGAGCUGGCCCACCGUGUUGAAGAUGUAAUGGACAAAUAUUCGUAUCAUGCACUUAAAUUGGAGGAAGAAAAUGCAUUGAAGAAGUUCUUCUCGAAAGCUUAUUAUGUCACAGUUUUCAGUGAAAUUGCGGAGGAGAUUAUUCAGAUAGAGAGAAAAAUUGAAAAUGUUGUGAAGCGGCGAGAUCGGUGGCUGCAAUUGCCGCAGCUUAUUUCUAAUCCACUUGCUGAUAUUGAAAGAAAAAAGCCACAAGGUUGUUUCCAGGAAGUUCUACAAGAUGAUCUCGUGGGGAUUGAACACAACAGGAGACAGUUGACUGAAUGGCUAUACUCCGACAAGCAAGGUAGAACAGUGAUCACAGUAUCUGGUAUGGGUGGAUUAGGAAAAACCACUCUGGUCGCAAAUGUGUAUGAGCGGGAGAAGAUUAACUUUACCGCCCAUGCAUUGAUUGUUGUGUCAAAGACUUAUGAUGUGGUUGAAAUGCUGAGGAAAAUGCUUAGGAAGAUUGGGUACCCAGAACAGUCAGAGCUAACAGAUAUGGAUGCCCAUGAGUUGAAAGUAAAAAUAAAAGACAGACUAUCAGAUGGAAAAUGUUUGGUUGUAUUAGAUGAUGUCUGGAAUCGAGAAGCAUACACUCAGAUAGCGGAUGUAUUCCAGAACCUUCAAUCAUGUAGCAUUAUUAUCACAACAAGACAGGAACAUGUGUCUACUCUUGCUCAACCAAGACAUCAACUCAAACUCAAGCCAUUGGAAUGCAAUGAUGCAUUUAACCUCUUCUGCAGAAAGGCUUUCUAUAACCGCAUGGAAUGCAAGUGCCCUCAGGACCUUGAAAAGCUGGCUAAGAAUAUAGUGGAUAGGUGUCAAGGCCUCCCACUUGCAAUAGUAACCAUAGGUGGCAUGUUGUCUUCACUGCCAACAACAGAUUAUGUUUGGAAUGAGACUUACAAACAACUUCGUUGUGAGCUGGCAAAUAAUGAUAAUGUUAGUGCAAUUCUAAAUCUGAGCUAUCAUGACACACCUGGAGAUCUUAGGAAUUGCUUCUUGUAUUGUGGUCUAUUUCCAGAGGAUCACCUAUUGUCAAGCGAAAGCCUUGUGCGGCUGUGGGCAGCAGAAGGUUUUGCAGUGCAAAAAGAACAAAGCACAGCAGAGGAGGUGGCUGAAGGAUAUCUCAGAGAAUUGAUUCAAAGAAAUAUGCUGGAAGUUGUGGAGAAUGAUGAGCUAGGCAGGGUUAGUACCUGCAAGAUGCAUGACCUCGUGCGUGACCUGGCGCUUUCAAUAUUCAAAGAUGAGAAGUUUGGUUCCGCAAAUGACUUUUCAAGCAUUUCUAACAUGGACAAACAUGUUUGUCGCCUGUCAUCAUGUGGAUGGAAAGAGAAAGCUGCAGUAAAAGUGAAAUUCUCACGCCUUCGAACCCUUGUGGCUCUUGGAAUAACUGCAUCCUCUCCUCAGUUGUUAUCCCCAAUUUUUUCUGAAUCCAACUAUCUUACUGUUCUUGAGCUGCAAGAUUCUGAAAUAACUGAAGUGCCACCGUCCAUAGGAAAUUUGUUUAAUCUACGGUACAUUGGUCUGCAGCGCACCAGGGUCAAGUCACUCCCAGAGUCUAUUGGGAGGCUGUCAAACCUCCUCACCCUAGACAUCAAGAAAACAAAAAUAGUGAAGCUACCUCGAGGCAUUGUUAGACUCAAGAAGCUGCGGCACCUUCUGGCUGAUAGAUAUGAAGAUGAGGAGCAGUCAGAGUUUCGCUAUUUCAUUGGAAUGCAAGCACCAAAACAGCUAUCCAAUUUGGAAGAACUGCAGACUCUUGAGACCGUGGAAGCUAACAAGGACUUGGUUGAGCAGCUGAUGCAACUUAAGCAAAUACGGAGCGUGUGGAUUGACAACAUAAGAACUGCGGACUGUGCAAAUCUUUUUGCUACACUGUCCACGCUGCCGCUUCUUUCUAGCUUGCUUCUCUCUGCGAGGGAUGAGAAUGAGGAACUUUGCUUGCAAGCUCUGAAGCCAGAAUCUGAAAAACUCUACAAAUUGAUAAUCAGAGGGCGUUGGGCAGAUAAUACACUAGACUGCCCAAUAUUUCUUGAUCAUGGCAGAAAUCUGAAGUAUCUAGCUAUAAGCUGGUGUCAACUUCAGGAAGACCCACUGCAGUUGCUUUCUCCGUACGUGCCAAACCUAACAUAUCUUAGACUUAACAGGGUGAGCAGUGCAGGCACAUUGGUUCUUGCCGAAGGGUCCUUCCCGAAGUUGAAGACGCUUGUCUUGAAGCGCAUGCCUGAUGUUAACCAACUGAUGAUCAAAGAUGGCGCCCUCACACAGAUUGAAGGUUUAUAUGUUGUGACACUUCCAAAACUCGACAAGGUCCCUCAAGGCAUCGAAUCCCUUCACUCUCUAAGGAAGCUAUGCCUCGUGAAUUUGCACCAAGACUUCAGAGCUCAGUGGGCUAUGGACGGAAUGCAGCAGAAAAUGCAGUAUGUUGCAGAGCUCCAGAUCUAGAAGUGGCAUUUCUGUUCCAUUUGCAGUUACAUUCAUGUAUGUCGUAUCUGCUUGUAACUUGGCCACUUGCUCACAUGCUCAGCAUGGAUAAGUCAUUAGUUAUUGGCAUUGUUAGUCAAACUGCAAUAUCAGCUAUUCAGCUAUAAUACGUCUAGAUUUGUAAUUGUCCAAUAGACCCUUAAACUUGUCUUUCGUACUGUAAUCUCGAGUCCCAUGUAAGAACCCGAACCUUAUGUACUAUUGUACUCAAUUGCAUAAUGUAAUGAACACGUUAUCCUUGUAAGUUGA